AUGUCAUUAUUUGCUUGUUUUGAGGAUUUUCCUCCUGGGCCUGUUCUGGUAUCUGAGGGACAGAGAUAGGCCUAGAAUGAAGACGAUGAUAUGAGAAAAGUUAACGACAAACCUAAGGGGACAGUUGUGAGAUUUUGGGAUGAAGCCCCCAUUAAUCUUGUCGAGCCUAGUUGCUCGGAGGAGGAUGUUGAAUUGAAUUGUGAAUAUUUUGAUAAAAAAUUCUUUUCAAAUAUUUCAGUGUAAAUGGUGAGCAUCAUUUUUAUAUACCUUCUAUAGUACCAAAUGAUGCUAUUUAUUUUAGGACAUAUUAUUAUUAAAAGGUAGUAUGAUGAAUAAUGCUUAAAUUUAACUUCUGUUAAUUAAUAUUAACUUUGA
Molecule: messenger RNA, 375 nt
Organism: Paramecium octaurelia
Lineage: Eukaryota; Ciliophora; Oligohymenophorea; Peniculida; Parameciidae
Source: the annotation of a GenBank genome assembly